UUCACGGAGGCUGGAGUCCCUGGAAGGACUGGGGCCCUUGUACCAAAACAUGUGGAUCUGGACAACAAACAAGAGAGCGAAAAUGUGAUAGCCCCAGGCCAGAACAUGGAGGAAGACCGUGUGAGGGGUCUGGAGAACAAGCGCGAGUGUGCAACACCAGGCAAUGUCCAAGUAAGAUUCUCACCGUUGCUUCACCGUUGCUUAACCAUUUUCCUGUAUUUUAAAAAUACAUGUGGGAGACUGGUAGCCCAGCGGUUAGUGAGCAAACUCCGGGCUGAGAGGUGUGGUUUUAAGCCCUAACGUAGUCACCGUGUUGUGUGUUUAGACCCAGAGGUAUGGCUGAGGUGCCGGCGAAAUGUUAGGGAAACCUAGCGAAACGUAGGGUGGAGGGGAGGGGAGGGGAGGGGUGAAGGGGAAGAAUGGGGCUGCCUGCAAUGGAUAAGUAUUCCAACCAGAAGAAAUAAUAAUACUACUAGUCGCUUUGAGGUACAAAAAUCAGAAUAAGCUCCAACGACUUGGCUCGAUUGUAAACUUUAUUUUACUUUAUUUAGAGUUAUACUGCUUCUUAUCUACCAUCAAUGUUUCUAUCAAUGAAAGAAAACUUUACGUUAACCGAAUGACGCCAAGUAAGUUUAACCUUUUGGUUUUUGUACACAGUUGAUGGACAGUGGAGUGAAUGGAAACCUUGGACAGAAUGCACAAGAACUUGCGGCGGAGGAGUUCAGACGCGUGCCCGCACGUGCACUCAACCCAGUCCCGCGUAUGGGGGAAAAGAUUGCGAAGGUCGUAUAGACGAGACUAGACCUUGUGGCACUGACGCAUGUCCAGGUAAACUAAUCUGAAAAAAAAGCCUGACAUGAGAUAAUUGAUAUUUGAUACGAGAGUUUAUUUGUAAUAUGUAGGAGGGAAGGUUCUAAGAGGUAUUCAAGAGCGGUGGGAAUAACUGUAGAGCAAGAAAUGAAUGGGAAAGGAAAUGUCACCUAGAGGGUCUACCUUAUAUAUUUUUGCGAAACGACAUCCUCAGAUGUCAAGUAGUGUUUGAAUAGGCUUCAUCUCACAGAAAUUAUAAUUCCGAUGUCAUCCGUAGUUGGAACAAAUGUGGAACGAACAAAUUGAAGAUAAUGUAUCCAUGGCGAUUUCUAAAGAAGUACUUACAAAAGUGUGAAAAAUUUGAGCCGUAAAAGCAACCGUUAUGAUUCGGAACUUGGAUUUUAAUAGUAGGUCUCUAGAAAGGUGGUAAGUCAGAAGACUAUCGCGUGAUGUUGUGGCACCGAAUUCUUAAUCUAUUUAUGAAAUGAUUUCAGUCGAUGGGAACUGGGCCGAGUGGACAGAAUGGCGGGAAUGUUCCAGGUCCUGUGGCGGUGGAUUCCAUUCUCGAUCAAGAACCUGUACCAAUCCCCGCCCGAAACAUGGUGGGAAAAACUGUUCGGGAAGACCCGAUGAGACUCGGCCUUGUAACACGCAGACUUGCCCAGGUGAAAAAUCUUACAAAAAUCAAGAAAAAAUAUCAAAAAAUUGUAGGAGUGAGAAGUGUUUUUUUAGUUAAAAUAGUAACCGACUUUGGUUUCUCUCACACAUUUGGCGUGUUUUUUUUUUCCUUUAAAGACAAUAAAGCCGUAAUUUUGUAAAUGAGCGCUUCUGUAGCGUCGGAUCAUCAACAAAAAAUUGGUAAAGGGCAUCGCUGCAUCGACAUUUCAGUAACCAAAUUUGCCUUCUUGCUUAAAUAUGUUUCAUUUUCACAGUGGAUGGCCAGUGGAGUGACUGGACUGACUGGACGGCCUGCUCAAAGUUGUGUGGUACAGGUGAACGAGAGAGGACCAGAACCUGUACCAAACCGGCCCCAGCCAAUGGCGGAAAACAAUGCUCUGGUCGAGAUCGGCAGACACAGGAGUGUAAUGUUCAACCAUGCACAGGUACGUUACAGCUAAAACAAAACUUUUUAAAAAAUGUUUCUACGAGACUCUUAUUUUUUUAGACUAAGAGGAGUACGAUUUUUCGACGAAGUCUGUUUCACGAGUCAAAAAAUAUCGGCGGGAAAAUAAUUUGAUUUUGGCGCGCCACUUGGAUCUCUGGGGUGAAAUGCACGAAAAUUUUUCGUGUGCCUCACAUCCAUAGUUACGUGCGGCUGGCGAAUAUCCGUUUUUUUCGCUGAAUUUUUUUAACUCGCACGAUGGACUUCGCCAAAAAUGAGGGACUUCUCAUAGCCUAUGAUUUGUGCCAAACAUGAAGCCAAGGGAUAGAACGCCACGUUGAGUUCGAGCAGUUUCGGUAUCAAUGAAUGACGAGGUACAAUGAGAGUCGGAUAUUCCUGGCGUUCUUUUAUAAAUGUCUUGAACCUUUACAGUGGAAUUGAAGCAAAACAUUUAAGUAAGCUUGAAAAAAAAAAGGUUCAAUAUCAAGUGAAAGCGAGAAUAUUGUAUACUUGAUUUAUAUCGAAAAAAGGAACACAAGGCCUUGAAAUUUUUUCCUGCGCAGACCUACUUUUUUAAAGCUUCAGAAUCGAACGGAAGUGAUGUAAGAUCGCUAACCAUAUCCUUCUCCUUUGAUAACUAGGUUGCUCUGAAAUCGCUGAUAUUGCCUUUCUGGUGGAUGCGUCGGAAAGCAUGACAGAAAAAGACUUUGAAAAAGAGAAAGACGUUAUCAAGAAAGUUGCAGCUACCUUCGACGUCGGCGAAACUAAGUCCCACCUCGGUCUCAUCUCAUUCAGCAGUAACGCAAACAUCGACGUGAAAUUUGGAGACCUUUUGGACCUGCGCAGUUUCCAAGACGAAGUCGACAAAAUUCCAUUUUCAGCCGGUGGUACACGAUUUGACAAGGCGUUCGGCGUAGCGGCCAACGGGUUGUUCUCUCCUAACGGCGGAGUUCGCUCUAAUCUCCCCAAAGUCCUGAUCAUCCUUACAGAUGGCAAGCAGAGCGCUGAUUUUGAUGCUGUGCCAGUGGAGAAAGCGGUGCUUCCCUUGCGCCAUCUUGGCGUCCGGGUUUUCGUCUUAGCGAUCGGGAGCCAAAUCGACAUGGUAGAGCUUCAACAAAUGGUAACAAAUCCAAAAGAUAUUCUCGUAGUGAAUAAAUUUGACGAGCUGUUAGAUGACGUGAAAAAGAUUGGAAACAAAACUUGUGAAACCAUCAAAAGACCCGGUAGGUUGUUGAAGAAUGAAGCUUUUAGAGAAUGUACAUUAGCUCAGACCAGAUCCUUAUGUUAACGAGGCAUACACAAAUUAGGCAACCGCAUACUAACAGUGUAGCCAAAGCGUAUGUAUAUAGCUUUGUAAUCCAAUGGAUGUUUAAAGCAUAUACUCCAAACCAGGCAGAAUGGAAGAGCAGUAAAGCUUUGUUGUCGUGCCCAGGCCCAAAUGUAUGUGUAGUCAAUCCACUCGAUCGUGAGGGAUCCGAGGAGGAGACUAGAUAGAGAGAUUGGCUUAAAACUUUGAAUAUAAAUACUCUUAAACAUGAAGCAAAGGAAAUAUCUAAGAAAGGUAACUAAGACUUCUCGUUUACCCGUACCUUGCCUACGUCCUUGGGCGUUGACUUGGGACAGUUCUUAUAAAGUUCCUGUUACUUAUGCUUGUGCCUCCUCGAGCAGAGUAACACGCAGUUCCUUUAGAAGCAUUGGCACAAUAACUCUGGCCCUAGCUGCGUGAACGAUAUAAAACAUCAACGAAAUUCUGUGAAUAACUGUUUGCAGAAUCAACUGCUCACGUAAUUAAAACUAAAAUUCUAGGUAUUGAUUUUUUUCUUAUCUCACUCUGAACUCAGAACUUCUCUGCACCGAAAAGGCUGAUGUUGCUUUUCUCAUGGACGGGUCUGAGAGCAUGACAGAGCAAGAUUUUGAGAAGCAGAAGGACUUUGUAACAAGAGUUGCUGAAUCAUUUCACAUGACUCCAACAAUGACUCAAUUUGCCCUCAUUACCUACAGUAGCAGCGCAAACCUGCACAUUCGGUUCAAAGAUCACAUGAAUCAGAGCGCUUUUAGCACGAUAGUAAGACAACUUCCCUUCGCGGCCGGUGGAACACGAUUUGACAAAGCUAUCAAGCUUGCAGCGGAGAACGUUUUCACAGAAGAAAGUGGAGCACGGCCUGGUGUGCCAAAGGUUAUGAUCAUUCUCACAGACGGGCAACAGAGUCAAGACUACGACGCCCUACCUCUGCAACAAGCUGUCCUUCCAUUGCACCGCCUCUCGGUCCAGGUUCACGCUGUCGCGAUCGGCAAUCAAGUCAAAAUGGCGGAGCUACGCAAGUUAGUACAGAAAGAAGAGGAUAUUUUCAGCAUAAAGGACUUUGAUAAUUUGGUUGACAAGUCUCGCCAAUUGGCCAGUAAAACGUGCGAUAUCAUAACGCGUCCUCCUCAAGGUAACUACGGCUGUUAUGGCCUUAAAAAAAAUGUAAAAACUUCAUACCUUUUCCUUCUAAGUAACUUUCCGUCAAGAUAUCGCCAAUUCUCUGGCCACUGCUUGGUUAAAUUUCUCUGAUAAAAAGUAUUUAAAGCUGUGCAAAAAAUUUUGAACUCGGUAGUCGAUUAACCUAGCUUCACAUCCUAACUUAAGCAUGCAUAUUCUCCAUACAUUUCCUAAGAUGUUGACAAGGAGAAUUUGUCUAGCAAUCAAGAGCUUCAGUUGACGAUCAUUUCCUUUAUUCUCGUGACCUAAAUGUGCAAUUCAGAGGUGAUAUCGUUCGGAGAAAUUAGAUGCAAGUCAAUCUUAGGGAUCAAAGAGUUGAAAAGGACUUUUUAAGUUUAAUUCCUCAACUCCUCAUCUUCUAUUUUUCCUCAUGUCUUUUCAGUUGUGAAAUGUUCUGAUGACACAGACGUUGCCUUCGUAGUCGACACAUCUGGAAGCAUCAGUGACGAGAACUUUGUUAAACAAAAAGACUUCAUCAAAGUUCUUGCCUCUGCAUUCGAUCCCUCCAUAGAAGACCAUCAGCUCGGUUUAAUAUCAUAUAGCAGUGACGCCCAAGUAGAAGUCAACUUUCGAGACAAAGCCGAUGCAGCACAAUUCGAAAGCGCCGUCGACCGUGUUCCACAUACGAAGGGGCGGACGCGCCUUGAUAAAGCGUUAACGUUAGCGGCUACUCAAAUGUUUUCCACCAGCGGCGGCACACGCUCGGGAAAACGUAAAAUCAUGGUUAUCCUUACAGAUGGACGACAGAGUCAAGAUCCAGAUACGAUACCCCUUCAGGAAGCUGUCAGUCCUUUACGAAAGCUUGGUGUACGCGUAUAUACAGUGGCAAUUGGAGACGAGGUCGAUCUUAACGAACUUUAUCAAGUUACUGAAGGGAAAGAAGAUGUGUUCCCCGUUAGUGAUUUUGCUAACUUGGCUAACAUGGCAACCGACAUUGCUUCGAAAACUUGCAAAGUAAAAGCUUUCCGAGGUAAGUAAUUUUAUUUAUUAUAUCUCUGGCAGCGCCCGUGGGCAAGAUGAAGCGAAUCCUGUGUUCUAAUUGGCUAUCCGCGCGGGCAAAAAAGGCCCAUAUUGCCCUCUCGGGGUUGUCCGCUCUGAUCUCUAGGAAAUGAAAAAAAGUUGCGUGUUGUAAACUGACAAAGUUUGUUUACGAAGUCCAAAAUAAUUGACUGAUUAUUUUUAUUUAUUGUAUGAAGCUGAAUGUAAAGAACGCAUCAACUUGGCUUUCGUUAUGGAUAUGUCAAGUAGCAUCACAGCCAAAAACUACCCAAAACAAAAAGACUUUAUCAAAAGAGUGGCAGACACAUUUUCGAUCUCAGAGACGCAGACGGACGUUGGUGUUAUCACUUACAACCGGGAAGCCAAGUUAUGGAUCAGUUUCGGACAGUACAACAGUAACAACGAAUUUAAAGAUGCUGUAGACAAAAUUCCUUACUGGGGAGGUCAAACGCGAAUCGACAACGGUCUUGAAAUGGCAGCUGUUUCGCUUUUUGGUGAGUUGAAAGGCGAACGCGAAAAGCUCCCAAAUGUGCUGAUUCUACUAACGGACGGCCAGCAAUCUUCAGAUCUGAAAGCUACGCCUUUAGAGGAAGCCGUGGUGCCGUUGUUUCAGCUCGGUGUUAAGGUGUUUGCUGUUGGGGUUGGUGACCAAUUCUCGCGCGAUGAGCUAAGGUUGAUUGUUGAAAAGGAUCGCGACAUCUUCACUGUGAAUGAUUUUGAUGACCUGCUCACGAAAUCUCACGAGAUUGCUCGCACAGCCUGCGACGCAGCUGAAAGUAAGUGUUUUAGAGGUGUUGCUUAAUCAUAUUUGCUGACUUAAUGAUUGAAAGUAGGUUCUCGAAACAGUUGUCAUCAUCAUAUGCCAAGGUUGCUAGGUCAUUUGGGAUUUUACUGAGUUGGAAGGUUUUAGAAUCUUGGCAUACUAUGAUGUCAAUUAUACUCGUCUUCUCCCAGGGUGACCCAGCAUUCUUUAAAAAGUAUUUGUUUCAUUUCUCCCGUUCUAAUCCGUCAUAAUUUUUCAGAUUCACAGGGAUCAGCCGGUAAUUACCAGCCAAAGUCUUGUUUCAAAAACAUAGACGUCGGAUUUACUGUCGACUCUUCAGAUAGCGUCGGCGAACAGGGAUACCAAAAACAGAAACAGCUUGUUCAGCGGCUCUCCUCCUUUUACGAUAUCUCAAAACAGGACACCAGGAUCGGAGUUGUAAUAUACGGUGAUAAAGCUUUCACUACCAUCGGGAUGAACAGUUACCGCGACUCCUCCAUUCUCCAGCGUGCUGUAGGGUUUCUACCCCGUCUCGGUGGAGGCAACAGAAAGGAGAAAGCCUUGGUUGCAGCUAGGAAGAUGUUCAAGGCAAAACGACCACCAAGCCAGUCGGGAGCUUCACAGCCAACCAAAGUUCUAGUCUUCAUUACAGAAGGCCCGCAGUCUGCCACAGAAGCUGACACAUUCUCAUUAUACCACGCGGUUCACCCGCUCGAGAGAAACGGAGUCCGUGUUAUUGCGGUGGGGAUUGGGUCCAAAGUGGUAUAUCAGGAGCUCAGAAGCCUUGUGCUAGAUUCCAAUGACAUUUACCUGACAACGUCAUUGGAUGACGUAGACAAAGUAUCACGUGAUCUGAUCAAGCUCAUUUGUAAGGUAAGUUGAGAUUUCAUUAUAACGCUAAAAAAUAAUCUAUCAGCUGGCUUUGUCGAUUGCAACAUCUUUCUUCAAUCCCUGAACCCCCUUUCCGAGCUUAAGAUUCACCAUCUAACUUGUGGCUUUCCACAUUACUGAUCCUGCCAGUUUGUUGGAUGUGUGUCCUAUAUCGAUCUAUCAAUUGAAGAUGAUUUGGUUCCAUCAACUUAGUUGAUAAUAUAAAUUGGCUCUGUCAAGAGUUUUUAAAGCUGACGUUUCGAGCGUUAGUCCUUCGUCAGAGCGUUAGCAGUGCCUUAAGGUGAUUCUAUGGGACGCCGAAUCAAUCAAUAUUCCCUCUGUAUUUCUGUGACCCAGUUUACUAUUUACAUGGACAAUUCGACUCUUAAUAUGGUCAACUCGACUUUUUAUGCGAUCAACUUUUUACUAUUUAUAUGGUUUAUUCGACUUUUUAGCUAACGAUUAAAGCCCUGACCUCCUCCCCCAUCCACUUCCCCCCCCCUUCAGUCCUAUAGGGAAAUCUGCAGCCUUUUAGAUAAAAAUUGCUAACACCUUUUCUGAAUUUUCUCUUUGCAGUAUUGAGAUGACGAAUGACAUCAAGAGGCGAGUGGAUUCCAGUCACAUCCUAUAUUGGUGGCAGCUAAGAACAUUUCACAAAAUGACAAAAUAAAUCUGGUUUGGAAAAUAUAUUUGUGGAUACAAAACCUCGUACCAUUAUCAACAAAAACCAAGUGACGUCUAACCGUAUCGUACUCUCCAAUUUGGCAAAGUUUCUGAUUGGUUACGUAACGGCAGCUAUUUGUUGGUUUUCUUAUCUUGUCAUCCAGUCAAAGAGGAAGAUACUACAUAAAUAUGACUGGCGUCAUCUUUCUUCUUACGCGCGUGGCUUGAUUUUGUAUUAGUAGGGAAAUGAAGGAAAUCCAUUUCGAGAUGUUACCGGUCAAUCAGAAACUUAAUCAACUGAAGCGUUACAGUCCUUUUCUCUGCAAGAUUUUAUAAACGAGACAAUAAGCUGAACUUUGUUGAAACAGGCAGAUUUUCAGAAGAACUGGUAAUAUUACAUGCUACAAUUAAUUGAUAUGAUUUUAAAUAUACAAUAUGUGUAUUUUUUUGUAAGUUGACUACGAUCAGAACGCUUUGGUUGAUUGUGACAAAGAGGAUCAGGAAGGUAGUCAUUGAAUAUUUUUGACUAAAUGUUACGCGCGUAAAUUACAUCUCUUGACGUGCACUGCCAAGAAAUUAUUUUACAAGCAGCUUUCCUUUCAGAAAUAAAUGAAUUAAGACACAAGGAAAUAGUUGAAAUUAUUUAUUAAUGCCAUUUGAUAAAAAUAAGAGUUUGUUAUUUUAAAACUGCUGUUGAAAGGAUUUUGUAAAUAAUCCAAUUAAGACAUUGUUAGGGAAUAAAAAGAAUUGACCUUAAUCCAUGGUAUGUUUGUUUAUAAAACGGUUGAAAUUGUAACGGGUGAAGGCGUUUGCGAUCACACUAAGUAAAGGCUGGAGGCGGAGAACCUGAACAAAUAAAGAAGCCUUGAUUGUGCUCUGUUCUGAUGUAAAGUACACACGAAGCGGCUAGCGCACGAAAGAAGUGUAAAAAAAAACAGGAGACGUAGUUCUUGAGUGCUCCAGCCGCUUCCAAG
Messenger RNA from Pocillopora meandrina, 8663 nucleotides. NCBI's taxonomy places the organism in Eukaryota, Metazoa, Cnidaria, Anthozoa, Scleractinia, Pocilloporidae. The record is from the annotation of a GenBank genome assembly.